CUCCGUUGGUCCGUUUGCCGAGGAACACGUAGUCUUGUUGCGAAGUUGUGCAGCGCUAUAAAAGUAGUUGCGUCUCAGAACCGUUUUUGUUUCAGUUUACCGUGAGUGUUGUCCGCAGGCCGUUAGUCCGUGAAUUUUCGUGAAUCCCAUUGGAAUUGGAAGUUAAAAGAUGAGUCUCGUCUGGACUUUGAUCGCGACCUUCCUCUAUGCCGAAAUCGGCGUAGUUUUGUUGCUCGUUUUGCCGGUGGCCAGCCCAUCGCGAUGGCAACAAUUCUUCAGAUCGCGGUUUCUAGCAAUGUUAGGUCGGCAGGCGCAUGCAUAUUUCUUCCUUUUGCUCGGCGUCUUGGUUCUAUUUCUGUUGGAGGCAAUCCGCGAGAUGCGUAAAUACUCGCAGACGGAUCCCGGCGCCGAGACGCACCUAAAUGUGGAGAUGCAGCACAGCAUGCGGCUGUUCCGAGCCCAACGCAACUUCUACAUUUCUGGGUUUGCCAUCUUUCUGUCGUUAGUGAUCCGCCGGUUGGUGACCUUGAUUUCCACGCAAGCGACCCUCCUCGCCCAGGCAGUGGCCUCCAUGAAGCAAGCCCAGAGUGCCACCACCGCUGCUCGCAGUCUCUUCGAACAGAAAGGAAAGUCGAGUGGCGCGGAAGAGGUCAAGUCAGAGGCAGCAGAAGAGAUCAAAGAACUCAAGGAUAAAGUUGUCGAGCUCACAUCUGAAUUAAACAAAGAAAAGAAGGACAAGGAAGCUAUCAAGUCACAAGCUGAAAGCCUUAACCGUGAAUAUGAUCGUUUGACAGAGGAAUACAGCAAACUACAGAAGAAAGUCACAAUAUCUGCUGGAGGAGAUAAGGAAGAUUAAGCUUUCAAAGGACUGAAAUACACGUGGCUACUGAGCGGCCAUCACCUAGAUAUUAAGUUUUUUGUUUCACCAAGCGCAUUUCAUCUAUUUAGGUAGAGGUUUUUUGUAUACUCGGCCAAAGGUCACGCUCGUUUUCACUACUCUUCGGCAAUUGUCAUAUAAAAUAUCGCGUUGUUGUACUUUCUAGACUUAACAAAUAAUUUCCUUUUUUAAAUUAAAGUAUUUAAAAAUAAAUUGGAUUUAAUCUUAAACAA
Molecule: messenger RNA, 1110 nt
Organism: Hermetia illucens (black soldier fly)
Lineage: Eukaryota; Metazoa; Arthropoda; Insecta; Diptera; Stratiomyidae
Product: B-cell receptor-associated protein 31
Exons: 2
Coding region: 170-856 (228 amino acids)
Biological process (GO): intracellular protein transport; endoplasmic reticulum to Golgi vesicle-mediated transport
Cellular component (GO): endoplasmic reticulum membrane; endoplasmic reticulum
Source: RefSeq, a predicted model, not a curated record